CUGCCGUCGACGGUGCGCAUCGACAUACCGGCGAGCAACCCGGGGCGGGCGGCGCUCAAGGUGUGGGAGGAGCUGGUGAACGUGCUGCGCAAGGACGGCGCCGACCCCGCCGCCGCCUUCGUCCACCGCAAGAAGGUGCAGCACGCCGAGAAGAACAUCCGCGACGCCUUCAUGGCGCUCUACCGCGGCCUCGAGCUGCUCAAGAAGUUCAGUUCUCUGAAUGUAAAGGCCUUCACCAAGAUUCUCAAGAAAUUCGUCAAGGUGUCGGAGCAACAGCGAGCGACGGAUUUGUUCUCGCAGAAGGUGAAGAUAUCGUCGUUCAGCACGUCCGACAAGGUGCUUCAGCUGUCUGACGAGGUGGAGUCGCUCUUCCUGAACCACUUUGCGGGGAACGACAGGAUGGUGGCGAUGAAGUACCUCAACCCGCAGCAGCCCAAGAACACACACAUGAUCACCUUCCUCGUAGGCUUGUUCACGGGCACAUUUGUGAGUCUGUUCAUCAUAUACGCCAUCUUGGCCCAUGUUUCCGGCAUUUUUGCCUCUGCGGGAAAUACGGCCUACAUGGAGGUAGUCUACCAUGUUUUCAGCAUGUUCGCACUCAUCAGCCUGCACUGCUUCCUCUACGGGUGCAACCUCUUCAUGUGGAAGAGCACCAGGAUCAACCAGAACUUCAUCUUCGACUUCGCGCCCAACACGGCCCUCACGCACCGGGACGCCUUUCUCAUGUCCGCCUCCAUCAUGUGCACCGUGGUCGCCGCGCUGGUCAUCAACCUGUUCCUCAGGAACGCCGGUGCUUCCUACGCCAACGCCGUGCCAGGGGGGCUCGUAGUGUUGUCGGUCGGACUUUUAUUCUGUCCGUUCAACGUGUUCUACCGCUCGACGCGCUACUGCUUCAUGCGCAUAAUGCGCAGCAUCAUAUUCUCGCCGUUCUACAAGGUUCUGAUGGCCGAUUUCUUCAUGGCUGAUCAGUUAACUAGCCAGAUCCCAUUGUUAAGACACGUGGAGUUUGCGGCGUGCUACUUCAUGGCAGGAAGCUUUAGGGCUAACCCAUAUGAGAUGUGUACUAACAGCCAGCAGUACAAACACCUGGCCUAUGUGAUCUCUUUUCUCCCCUACUACUGGAGAGCUAUGCAGUGUUUAAGAAGGUACAUAGAGGAACAUGACAUAAAUCAGCUCGCCAACGCCGGGAAGUACGUGUCCGCGAUGGUGGCGGCUGCCGUCAGGUUCAAGUACAAUGUCACACCGACGCCAUUCUGGAUGUGGAUGGUCCUCAUCUCGUCCUCAGGCGCCACCGUCUACCAGCUCUACUGGGACUUUGUCAAGGAUUGGGGCUUUUUCACUCCCAAAUCUAAGAACCUAUGGCUCCGGGAUGAUCUCAUCCUGAAGAACAAGUUCACUUACUACAUUUCUAUGAUGCUAAAUCUAGUGCUUCGGCUAGCAUGGACUGAAAGUGUGAUGAAGAUCCGUGUUAGCAAGAACGAGACUCGCCUACUGGAUUUCUCCCUUGCCUCCUUGGAAAUAAUCCGACGUGGGCACUGGAACUUCUACAGGCUGGAGAACGAACACUUGAACAAUGUUGGCAAGUUCAGAGCAGUGAAGACUGUCCCAUUACCAUUUCGUGAACUCGAAACGGAUUGAUGAUUAAGACGGAGAGAAGAGCGUAACAACGUGCUCCCGAUACCAACACGGACCGGCGAUCGCCCGCAUCCUCCAAGACGCUCCGUGCAACUGCUGCCGGCACGGCUGCCAUUGCCCAGACCAGCUCCAGCGAGUGCUCCCUGGGCGAGUAGCUCGCUCGUGACACCCCACUCCCCAGGCAAACGCGGUGCAGCAGGGGACGCCGAGCUUGGGGGCACCGUCCGUGGCGUCCCAGCAGCAGGAGGUGCUAGACACUGAAGUCAGGAUAACUUUGCGCACUGAUAACAGUAGAUUGCUAGGCACCAAUUAGUGCAAACCACUAAUAUGGGGAUCAAUUGGUAUACCACCCAAUGUGAUGGCAAUGGAUUGAAGUACGGUUAUAAUCAAAACAAAGAAAUACAGCGAACU
Molecule: messenger RNA, 2046 nt
Organism: Triticum urartu
Lineage: Eukaryota; Viridiplantae; Streptophyta; Magnoliopsida; Poales; Poaceae
Source: RefSeq, a predicted model, not a curated record